Rhipicephalus microplus (southern cattle tick) is the source of this 3544-nucleotide messenger RNA. Its product is annotated as pentatricopeptide repeat-containing protein 1, mitochondrial. Gene Ontology annotation, biological process: tRNA 3'-end processing. Gene Ontology annotation, cellular component: mitochondrial matrix. The record is from RefSeq and is a predicted model, not a curated record. Gene Ontology annotation, molecular function: tRNA binding; protein binding. Lineage: Eukaryota; Metazoa; Arthropoda; Arachnida; Ixodida; Ixodidae.
AGCUCCGUACAUCGUACUGCAGCGUUAAACCAGUUAAACCGCACGCAAAAGGCAUUUGAAGAUGAGAAAAAACAUUUGGAUGUGCGCGGCAGCUGAGUGAUUGUGUUAGUCGCGAUUAAUUCGCAGUCGACCUAGCCGAAAUGUUCGGAUCGAGCCCAUGUGCGCGCGUGUGUUCCGCGUUAGUCAGGAGGUUUACUUUCGAGCUCAACUUGGCAGCACCGCACUCCUCAGCUCGACGAUUUUGCAUAGCGACCGAGGCGGCGCAUAAAACUCGGCGCUCUCCGACGGACGAUCUUGACUGCCAAAGCUCGGCACCGCCAAAGUCGGGUGCGGCAAUGCGAAGACGUCCUGCUGCAAGCGGCGCGGCAACUCGAACGCAGAGAACUCGACACGUGAGCCGGGAGUUUCCGAUCUUCGAGGGCCACGACCCGGAUACGUUCGGUACGCUGUCGGAUGAUCAUCGGCUCGGAGCCGAACUUCUUCCGGACGACGAGGACGAUGUCGGGGAGGCAACAAAACUCAAACGCAUGUCGGACAAGAAGUACGAGAACGACAUCAAACAGUUGGUGCUUGACAGAAAGAUCAAAGAGGCACUCAACUUGUUUUUUGAGAUCCAGAAGGCGUAUGACGUUAAACCAACCCAUGUCAUGUUCACACUGCUGAUUGGUGGCUGUGGCCGAGUUGGCUACACCAAGAUGGCAUUCAAGCUGUACAGAAGGAUGCGUGAUCGUGGCCUAGAGCCAACACCAGCUACGCUGACGGGACUGUUUAACUCAUGUGCAGAGAGUCCAUUCUCUGAAAUUGGCCUAGAUAAAGCACACAAGCUUUACGAGCAGAUUAAGUUGAAGAACUGGGUUCCCAGCAACCUCACCUACCAUGCCAUGAUCAAAGCAUUCGGCAAGUGUGGAGAUCUUGACAUGGCUUUUAGGGUCAUGGACGAGAUGGCCAGUGCAAAGCAUGCCAUCACCAACGAGACCUUUGCUUUUCUUCUGAUGGCUUGCAUCGCCAACAAGGAAGCUGGCUUUUCCUUGGGGCUUAAGGUGAUGCGAACCAUGCUGUGGAAGAAGAUCCGUCCCUCGAUGUACUGCUACAACCUUUUCUUGCGCACAGUUCGUGAGUGUGGCGUUGGACCGCCGGAGAUGUUCCAGGAGCUCCUCGAAUCUGUCCAGUCCGGCAAGAACAAGCGUAUCGCUGGGAAGAAGCAGAGUGAUGCCGUGGCCGGCAAUUUGCUUCGCAUAGAGGCACGCUUGCAUCCCACUGAGGCUGCUAGACUGACUCAAACUGAAGGCGAUGGCUCAAAACCUGAGGCGGCCUGGGAAGCCGAGGAGUUGGUAUUUGGCAAACCUGAAGAAACCACAACCUCCACAAGCCUGGCCACCUUGCCGAAUCUUCUCUCGCCGAGCUUCAAACACACGGGAGAAAUUGUGGGACUCGGAGAGGUCACCGAACCCUACCACAGGCUCCUCAUGGUUGGUGGAUUGAAGGGCAUGAUGGACCACUUCCGGGAUAUGUCGGUGCGUCCGGACGCCAAGACCUUCACGAUGCUUCUGGACUGCAUUCCCAAUAACUUUGAUGCCGAGGUGGAGCUGAUUGCGGAAGCUGACAAGAUUGGGGCCGAGCUCGAUGUGGAUUUCUUCAAUAUGCUCAUCAAGCGCAGGGCUUUCCGCCGGGAAAAGGAAACCGCCAAGGACGUCCUGUCGAUGAUAACGGCGCGCGGUCUCCACCCUGAUGUGAUCACUUUUGGCGUUCUUGCAUUGACUGUGCACAACAAGAAGGAGGGAAGCGAGUUUCUCAAGAUAAUGCAGGAAGCUGGCCUGACUGUGAACGAGGAGACCUGGGGCACGCUGGUGUGCAAUGCCUGUUUCAAGGGCAACUUCUGGUUCCUGUUAGACCUGAUGGGCUAUGCCAGGCGGGAGGACAUCCUGAUCAGUGCUGCCGCUCUCCGGGCCAUCGACAAGGCCACCAACAGGACGAGAAGGGCACUGCUCAGAAAGGAGAGGGGAGAAGAGGUAAGCUUCUUGACUUCGGCCAUGGAGAGUGGUUUCCGGCAGUUCUGUCUGGUCUACGAAGACUGGCUCAAGGAGGUGCGAGUGGACAGGCCUCGACAUCCGUGGGAACAGUACGAGCCGGAAAACCUGAAGAAGUCGGCUGCUGAGCUCAAAGCUGCUGCAGUUGCCCUCGCAGCGGAGCAGACAUGACGUCUCUCAUGCAACGUUUACGGUCCCAGCACACGAUAGGCACGAUAUCGUAAAGCUAUUUUGUUCUGUUUUUAUUUCGUAUCCGCCAUUAGGGCCUCGCAGUUGUUCAAUUUUCUGGCCCAUGCCUAUUGUGCUUUUUGUCGCAGUAUAAAAUUAAACAUUGUAAAGAUGCCCCAUUGCAAUAAAGGGGCCCUGCAGUGUUUUUUCAAGUGCUUUCCAUACCACUGGAGCAUGUAGUAUUGAACACCGUGACGAACGCAAAAAGAAUUCUGUAAAUUUUUGCACCAGAAAAGAGGAAUGUAGCAAACUGGGCUGGUUAAAACAUACCCUCGACAAUGUCUUUCUUGUGCUUUAUAUCUCGUUUGCUUUGACCGUCAUGAGGAGUUGUUAAUUUUCAAAGGUAAAACCGGAGUAGACAACGCAUCCUCAAAGUUAAAACUGGUGUUGACGAUGCGAAAAAAAUUUUGUUUUUGCCUUUCACACUCUCAGCAACAUGACUGGCUGCUUCCAGUGACUGCGUGUUUUUCAUAGAGAUGUACCACAAGUUCCACCUAAUGGUGGCCAUUGUCUAAUGCCCCUGGUACAGUGUUGUCAUUCACUUCAAAAAUUGAGAAUUUAAAAAUGGAAAUCCUUAUGUAUCUGGAGAAGUGUAAAGCAUGUUCUUGUAUUUUUUAGCCUUUUUUUUCUUGUUUUGUGGAACUGGGGUAUUCAACGGUCGUGCAGAUUCACCAUUUCUGAGUUUAUUUGGCAUGGUCCAAGACCUCUGUGCGCUGAUAAUUUCGACACGCAAGGUUAUUGCAGUUUUUGGUCAUCACAUUAACAAACGAAUUGGGCCGGUUUUGUUUAUCAGUUUCACCAGUGGAAGAGGGCAAAUGGCGUAUUUGAAAUAAAAACAAAAUAGGACUGCAAUUACAGCAAUUCGCAAAUUGAAAUAUAAAUUCAGAGCCAAGGUAAUGCUGGCACUUUCUUUCCAGCAUCUAGAUUUUGCGUCAUAUCAGCGCGAUUUCGACUCUCCACACGUACAUCAAAACCAACGGUGACUUUAGCUGCCAGGUUCCUAGAAACAUUGCUUGCUAAGGUUAAAGACUUAGGCGUGUUGGUAUAGCAUAACUACUAGUUUGUAUGUAUAGUGCAGUUAAUAGACGGGACACACACAACGGAGCAUUAACAAACCAAUCUGUGUCAGUGCGAUCUUUGGAAUGCUAUUUCACACCGAGUGCUCUUUGAUGCUUUUUAUUUGAGUUAUCCUUCAAGGAGCUUUCAUGAUGUGUCGCCAUACAUGCGCGGUAGAGUACAUAUACACAAUUAGAUGGUCGUUUUUCUACAAUAAACAGUUGUCAGUAGCA